GGAUUCUAUUCGUCAGCUGUUUGGAUUGUCAACCAUUUUUCGCUUCGUGUUCUUGGCGAAAAUUAAAGUCGAACGCGUAAUUCGCUUAUUAUUUUUAAGGAGUGCAUGCCCGAAUAAUAGAAGCAUAUUGUGCGCGAGCAUGCAAGCGGAGAUAGAGUGGAGGAGUAGAUAACAGAAAGCAAAGUGACGCUCGAAAAGUGACAGAUAGAAGCGCUAGAAGAAGCUGGAGCACAACGCGGACCUUUGUUGUUGUGACUGCUACGGAUCUGGGGGAAAGGCACCUUCCACGCCCUCCAAGAACACACCCAAACACACACGUGCCUGCUGCCCACUUUGGUCAUGAGCGGCGCACGGGAUCAGGCGGAUCCCCCGCUGCUGCAGCUCGAGGACGAGGAGGACCUCAUCGGGGACUUUGUCAAGAGCCAAACGCCGCCCAGCAGCCAGCUGGCUCCGCUCCUGAAUGGCUUCGAGUCGACAAGCAACCAGUUGACUACAAAAGUAGAGAUCAACACUAUUGGCUUGGGCAAACGGAAGACCAAAAGGCGAGGCAGGAAGGAGCGGGAACCCAUGCUACUGUCUGUUAACGAUGACGAGGACGAAGCGGAGGUGCCAGAGGAGAGGAACCACACAAACGGCCUGCCUUCGGGCGAGGAGAGUGCCGGGGGUGAUGCCGUGCUUCAGAAACCGCAUGUCAAUAAGUUGGUCGUGCUCCACGACGACCUCACCGACGACGGCGACGACGAAGAUGGCGAGGAGGAAGUGCUGCUGAAGAGGAGCUCCAACCUGCGCAACCAGAGAUUCAAAGGUCGCGCUGAUGAGAGCACCGAAGGCAACAGCCAGCAGACACAGAUCAUUAGUCACAUCGCACCCCCGAAAGCAGCCACAUCUGCACCGACAGCGGCAUCUCCGUUGAAAACCACUGCGCACAUUGCCCUCGCCCGUCAUCCGCAUGACGAGGCCGACGACAUCUGCCUGGUGCCAGAAAUCGACUUCGAGGGCAUGUCCACGGACGCGGGCAGCGACAACCGGGAGUCGCAGCCGCUCCUGGGUGGCGGCAGUGUCAGCCACGGAAGCCGCAUCAGCGAUCUUCUGGGUGGACUUGGACGCGGGCACGAUCAUUUGGACUUUGUUUCAAACACAUUUGGCGAUGAUCCGCUUUUCUCAGAGAUUGUGGCGAAGGCGGAGGGAGCCAUCGAGCAUGGUGUGCUGCCGGAGCGCAUUUACCAGGGUAGCAGUGGUUCCUAUUUCGUCAAGGAUGCCUCCCAUCAAUGCCUUGCUGUCUUCAAGCCAAAGGAUGAGGAACCCUAUGGCAGACUGAAUCCAAAGUGGACCAAAUGGAUGCACAAGCUGUGCUGCCCCUGUUGUUUCGGCCGUGCUUGUUUGAUUCCCAAUCAGGGGUACCUUUCCGAAUCAGGUGCAAGCUUAGUUGAUCGCAAGCUCAAUCUAAAUGUGGUUCCGAAGACGCGUGUGGUCAGACUGGUGGCCGAGAGCUUCAACUAUGCCCGCAUCGAUCGCCAGAAGGCCAAGCUGAAGAAGCGCAUCAAGGAGCAUUACCCAUCGGCCCACUUCAACCGCAUGAGCCUUCCUCUAAAGACUGGCUCCUUCCAGCUCUUCGUGGAGGGAUACAAGGAUGCGGACUACUGGUUGCGUCGCUUCGAAAGCGAACCCUUGCCGCCGUCGGUGGCCAAGUCCUUUCAGGUGCAGUUCGAACGCCUCGUUGUCCUGGAUUACAUCAUUCGCAACACGGACCGGGGCAACGAUAACUGGCUGAUAAAGUACGUCGCUCCCAAGAUCACGGGCCAGGUGGGCGGCACCGGUGGCCGGACCAUGCACGGUGUAGUGCGUCCCAAGAUGCCCGGUGCCAUGGCAGCUUCGGAAAUCGUUGACCUAAACGAUGGUGUCCCAAGAAGCCAUCCAGCGGGAGAAGCAGCCACCAAUGGGCAGCAUGACAGCAGUAGCCUGGCCAGCAGCGAGGAUGAGCCCUCCUCAAGAUCGCCAGCCUCGGAGCGCGAUUGGAACGUGGUAAACUCGGCCUUCAUCCGGAUCGCAGCCAUCGACAAUGGGCUGGCCUUUCCCUUCAAGCACCCGGACUCGUGGCGAGCCUAUCCCUACCAUUGGGCAUGGUUGCCGCAGGCGAAGAUUCCAUUUAGCGACGAAAUCAAGGAUCACGUGCUGCCCCAGUUGUCAGACAUGAACUUUGUAGAGGAGAUUUGCACGGAGCUGUUGUACCUGUUCCAGCAGGAUCGUGGCUUUGACAAGCGUCUGUUUGAACGACAGAUGUCUGUGAUGCGCGGCCAAAUCCUCAAUCUCACCCAGGCACUGAGGGAUGGCAAGUCGCCGGUGCAAUUGGUUCAAAUGCCAGCCGUAAUUGUGGAGCGAUCCAGCGGCAGCCGUUUCUUUUCGUUUACGCAGCGCUUCCAAAACAAGAGUCCUUUCUUCUCUUGGUGCUAAAAGGCCAUGGAGGAACCCCUGCUUACCCCACCAAAAACCAAAUCGUGCAGUCCGGUCCUGCAGCCUCAUCACCAUCAUGUAAAUGCGCUUCGUUGUUGUCUAGUAUAUUUCUAAAUCGUAAUCAGUUGCUGUCGGCGAAGAGCCCAGAAACGUAUUUUGUUGUAUAUUUUAGUUUUCAUUUGGCCAAAACACCCAUAAUGUUAUAUGGAAUAAUUUAAUAAUGCUUUUGUGGUUUUGCUUACACCUACCAUUUACCAUCUAGAAAAUAUCUUUUGUUUGUCAUGUGUUUGUAUAAUCAAUUGUUUAUGCAUAAUAUAAGAUGAAAUCGAAA
Messenger RNA from Drosophila elegans, 2782 nucleotides. RefSeq names its product phosphatidylinositol 4-kinase type 2-beta (gene Pi4KIIalpha). The coding region runs from base 340 to 2451 and encodes 703 amino acids. Gene Ontology annotation, cellular component: trans-Golgi network; plasma membrane; lysosomal membrane. The record is from RefSeq and is a predicted model, not a curated record. Gene Ontology annotation, molecular function: 1-phosphatidylinositol 4-kinase activity. The transcript has 9 exons. Lineage: Eukaryota; Metazoa; Arthropoda; Insecta; Diptera; Drosophilidae. Gene Ontology annotation, biological process: phosphatidylinositol phosphate biosynthetic process; Golgi organization; endosome organization.